Dichomitus squalens LYAD-421 SS1 is the source of this 618-nucleotide messenger RNA. RefSeq lists its product as uncharacterized. Lineage: Eukaryota; Fungi; Basidiomycota; Agaricomycetes; Polyporales; Polyporaceae. The transcript has a single exon. The record is from RefSeq and is a predicted model, not a curated record. The annotation marks the transcript as partial.
GGCGGACCUCCGCAAGGUGGCGGACCACCUCAAGGAGGUGGACCCCCCCACGGCGGCAGACCCCCUCCAGGUGGCGGACCCCCUCAAGGACCUGGCGGACCACCACCUGUGGCUCCUCUCGGCGUACCAGGCAUCCCCGCCGACCGAACCAAAGUCCGCGCCCCCAAUGUUUUUGAUGGAGAUCGCGACAAUCUAUGCACCUUCCUCAAUGAACUCUUCCUGUUCUUUGAGGCACGACCAGCCGACUAUGCCACAGACCAGAGCCGCAUCGUCACCGCCCUAACGUUCAUGGAUGGACCGAAGGUGAUCGCCUGGAAGGACAGAUACAUCGCUCAGGUCCGACGAAACGGUUGGAACACCUGGAAUGCGUUCGAGAUGGUCUUACAACAGACCUUCCAGCCCAUCGAAGAAGCCGCUACGGCCGCCUCCAAGCUGUACCACCUCGACUACCGACCUGCCGCACCAGACACCUUCAACGCGGAAUUCUUCCGCCUCUGUGCCCUCGCCGGUAUACUCGAAGACAGUGCUCAGCUGUCCUUUUACAAGGAGCGUCUCCCAGAAAGCAUGCGACGACGGGUUCGCCUCACAUACCCCAUCCCCACCACCGUUAACGAGUGG